UCCCUCUCCCACUGUUCCAGCCUGACUUGCUCAGCGGUUCAUGAGAUUCCCGUUAGUGUUCCCACUCUGCUCCUGUUUUUGGGUCCAGCGGCUCUCCGUGGCCUUCGGACCCGCCGCCGGUGCCUGUCGGGCGGCCUGCUCCAGCGGGACCUUUCGCUGCGGGCUGCGGUGCCGGUUCGGGGCUGCUGGUUCAGAUUGGUUCUGUAAUCUUCGGAUUUAACGCUGAGCAGACGGCGGAGGGAUUUUCUCUGAUUCCAGCCUUCGCGGACUCAUCAGCGGAAUUAAUCCUGUGUUCUGGUCGGGUUCGGAUCCGCAGCUGAUCGAGACCCGGUGGGCUGAACCGAUCCGCAUCACUGACCCAGGAACAGUUCAGAGAGCCGCUGGAUUCUGCCAGGUCCAACCGGAUCUUUAAAGGAACCGGUUCUGCGGGUUUGAACUGAUUUUGAUCCGAACUGGAUUCAGAUCAGAUUAACAGCAGAUAUUGAAACAGCUGCAGCGCUGAACAUCAGGAAUAAAAUAUGAUUCCAUCUGUUUUCAUCAUCAAUAAAUACACGGAAAUGCUCUGAUUCAUCCUCGAUUCACGAUCACAGAAUCGGAAUCGGAUCAUUUCAUAUAUAUAUAUAUAUAUAUAUAUAUAUAAAUUAUUUUAAAUAUGAAAAAACUUUCCAUCCAAUCAGAAACGAGGAAUCAGUUCACAGCAGAACCAGCUGAGGUUUGAUCUUCUAGGCACGAAACCAUAGAAACCAUGUUGGCGGCCAUGAUGGAGGCAGCCUGAAGGAAUCGUCUGCUUUUUAUGGGACGAUUUACUGACCGUUGCUGUUCUUGCUUCAAUCAGGAGGCUGCAGAAUGGCAUUAUGGGAAGUGUAGUUGGAGGUUGCUCAGUUAGAAGCACUUCUGAGAGAGACUACUGCUCCCAGCAUCCUUAGCAGCAGAGCGGGAUGUCGGACAAAACGGCGCCGCGCUGCCAGCUGCGGCUGGAGUGGAUCCACGGCUACCGGGGCCACCAGUGUCGGAACAACCUGUUCUACACGGCGGGGAAGGAGCUGGUCUACUUUGUGGCCGGGGUGGGCGUGGUCUACAACACCCGCGAGCACACCCAGAAGUUUUACCUGGGUCAUAACGAUGACAUCAUCAGCCUGGCCAUCCACCCGGAUAAGAUCCAGGUGGCGACGGGUCAGGUGGGGAAAGACCCGUACAUCUGCAUCUGGGACACCUACGCCAUGCAGACCGUCUCCAUCCUGAGGGACGUCCACACCCACGGAGUCGCCUGCCUUGCCUUUGACUCAGACGGACAGCGACUGGCCUCAGUCGGACUGGACGCCAAGAACACGGUGUGCAUCUGGGACUGGAGAAGAGGGCGGGUCGUCGCCAUGGCAACCGGACACUCGGACAGAAUCUUUGACGUGUGCUGGGAUCCGUUCCAGACCAGCCGCCUGGUCACCUGUGGAGUCAAACACAUCAAGUUCUGGACUCUGUGUGGAAAUGCUCUGACUCCGAAGCGAGGCAUCUUUGGGAAGACAGGCGACCUGCAGACCAUCCUGUGUGUCUCUGCAGCCAAAGAUGAGCUGACCUACUCUGGAGCUCUGAACGGAGACAUCUAUGUAUGGAAAGGAAUCACUCUGAUCCGGACCGUCCAGGCUGCACAUGGGGCAGGAAUCUUCAGCAUGCACGCCUGUGAGGAAGGGUUCGCCACUGGAGGACGUGACGGCUGCAUCAGACUGUGGGAUGUGGACUUCAAACCAAUCACCAAGAUUGACUUGAGGGAGGCCGAGCAGGGCUACAAAGGACUGUCAGUUCGCAGCGUUUGCUGGAAAGCAGACCGGAUUCUGGCUGGGACUCAGGACAGUGAGAUUUUUGAGGUGAUGGUUCGGGACCGGGACAAGCCAGUUCUGCUGAUGCAGGGUCACAGUGAGGGUGAGCUCUGGGCGCUGGACCUGCACCCCAAGCAGCCAGUGGCAGUCACCGGGAGUGACGACCGCUCAGUCAGGCUGUGGAGUCUUCCAGACCACACCCUGCUGGCACGCUGCAACAUGGAGGAGUCGAUUAGGAGUGUGUCCUUCAAUAAUGACGGCUCCCAGCUUGCUCUUGGUAUGAGGGACGGUUCAUUCACCGUGUUGCGAGUCAGGGACAUGACCGAGGUUGUGCAUAUUAAGGACAGGAAGGAGGUCAUCCAUGAGCUGAAGUUCUCUCCAGAUAGCUCCUUCUUGGCAGUAGGCUCUAACGACGGCUUGGUGGACAUCUACGCCGUUGCUCAACGCUUCAAGAAGGUGGGAGAGUGCAGCCGCUCCACCUCCUUCAUCACCCAUCUGGAUUGGUCUGUCGACAGCCGCUUCUUGCAGACCAACGACGGCGCCGGCGAGCGGCUCUUCUACAGGAUGCCAGCAGGAAAACUCGUUCCUAAAGAAGAAGCAAAGGGGAUCCACUGGAUGACCUGGACCGGUACCAUCGGGCCAGAGGUGAAUGGAAUCUGGCCCAAAUACUCCAAUGUGACCAAUAUGAACUCAGUGCAUGCCAACUACAGCAGUGCUGUGCUGGUGACCGGGGAUGAUCUGGGUCUCAUCAAGCUCUUUAGAUUCCCCUGCCUGAAGAAAGGGGCCAAGUUUAAGAAGUACAUCGGUCACUCUGCCCAUGUGACCAAUGUUCGCUGGUCUAAUGACCUCCAGUGGGUCAUCAGCACCGGUGGCGCUGACCACGCAGUUUUCCAAUGGAGGUUCCUUCCUGAAGGUGUAAUGAACGGUGUUCUGGAGCCGCUUCUUCAAGAGGGGUACGCUGACUCCAACAGUGGCGAGUCAGAUUCAGAUGUGUCAGACGUUCCAGAGCUCGACUCGGACAUCGAACAGGAAGCUCAGACCAACUAUGAUCGCCAGGUGUACAAGGAGGAUCUGUCACAGCUCAAGAAGAAGCUGAUAGGAUCCUUGAAGAGACAGAAAGCACCGGAGGAGGGGCUUCGUCUACAGUUCGUUCACGGGUACCGUGGCUUUGACUGUCGCAACAACCUGUUCUACACCCAGACGGGGGAGGUGGUGUUCCAUGUGGCCGCAGUCGCUGUCGUCUACCACCGGGUGCAGCACAGUCAGCGCUUUUACCUCGGACACGACGACGACAUCCUCAGCCUCACCGUUCACCCUCUCAAAGACUACGUGGCAUCUGCUCAGGUGGGCAGAGACCCAGCCAUCCACAUCUGGGACAUCCAAACCUUGAAGUGCCUGUCUCUGGUCAAAGGUCACCACAGCAAAGGAAUCUGUGCUCUGGACUUUACAGCGGACGGAAAGAGUUUGGUCUCGGUGGGAAUCGACGAGUUCCACUCCAUUGUCAUCUGGGAUUGGAAGAAAGGAGAGAGGCUGGCUAAGGCCAGGGGCCACAAAGAUAAAAUCUUUGUGGUGAAAAGCAACCCUUUCAGGGUGGACAAGCUGGUUACUGUGGGAAUCAAACACAUCAAGUUCUGGCAGCACUCAGGAGGCGGUCUGACGUUUAAACGGGGAAUUUUUGGGAACCUUGGGAAGCAGGAAACCAUGAUGUCAGCAUGUUACGGCCGGUCUGAGGACAUGGUCUUCUCUGGAGCCACCAAUGGAGACGUCUACAUCUGGAAGGACACAACACUGAUGAAGACCAUUAAGGCUCACGACGGACCCGUGUUCACCAUGUGCUCCCUGGACAAGGGUUUUGUGACCGGAGGAAAGGACGGCAUUGUGGAGUUGUGGGACGACAUGUUUGAGAGAUGUUUGAAAACCUACGCCAUCAAAAGGGCAGCUCUGUCCCCGUCCUCCAAAGGUCUGCUGCUGGAGGACAACCCGUCCAUCAGAGCCAUCACUCUGGGUCACGGUCACAUCCUGCUCGGGACCAAGAACGGGGAAAUUCUGGAGAUAGACAAGAGCGGGCCAAUGACGCUGCUGGUUCAGGGUCACAUGGAGGGGGACGUGUGGGGCUUGGCAGCCCAUCCUCUACUUCCUGUCUGUGCCACUGUCAGUGACGACAAAACUCUGAGGAUCUGGGAGCUGUCGACCAAUCACAGGAUGGUUGCUGUUCGUAAGCUGAAGAAAGGUGACACCUGUUCAGGUAAGCGCAGGUUUUAUGCUAGUUUCACUUGGCUAACCUGUAUUCUGUGUCACCUGCCAGGUGGGCGGUGCUGCACCUUCUCUCCAGAUGGUAAAGCUCUGGCAGUCGGUCUGAACGACGGCAGCUUCAUGGUGGUGAACGCUGACACCCUGGAGGACAUGGUGACCUUCCACCACCGCAGGGAGCUCAUCUCAGAUAUCCGCUUCUCCUUAGAUGCAGGAAAGUAUUUGGCUGUUGCAUCCCAUGAUUCCUUUGUGGACAUCUACAACAUCCUGACCAGUAAGAGGGUUGGAAUCUGUAAAGGAGCUGGAAGCUUCAUCACCCACAUCGACUGGGACUCCAGAGGUAAACUCCUCCAGGUGAACACCGGAGCUAAAGAUCAGCUCUUCUUUGAGGCUCCACGAGGACGCAGACAGAACAUCAGUGUCUCGGAGUUUGAGAAGAUGGACUGGGCCACUUGGACAUCCGUUCUGGGUCCCACCUGUGAAGGAAUAUGGCCAUCAUUCAGCUUUGUGAACGCUGCUUCACUCACCAGAGACCAAAAACUUCUCGCCACAGGAGAUGAUUUUGGCUUCGUCAAACUGUUCAGCUUCCCGUCCCGGGGUCAUUUUGCUAAGUUUAAGAAGUACGUGGGUCACAGCACCAAUGUGACGAACGUGCGCUGGUCCAAUGAUGAUGCAGUGCUUCUGUCUGUGGGCGGAGCUGACACGGCGCUGAUGAUCUGGACCAGAGAGCCGCCGGGCCACAAGGAGAGCAAAGCUGUGGACAGCGAGGAGUCGGACGAUGACCCUGAGGAGGACGGAGGUUACGACAGUGAUGUGGCUCGGGAGAAGGUGGUGGACUAUAUCACUAAGAUCUACUCAACAAGUAUCAGGAACAUGACAGGAACCAAGCCCCACCUGCAGCACAGAGAGCUUCCUCUGGAGGACAGGCCUCCUGUGAGCCGGGCCGUCCCACUGCCUGACAAACUGCUGAAGGACAACAUGACUAAGAAGAGGAAAGCGGUGGAGGAGCUGCUGCUGGAACACGUCUUCGGCUACCGAGGCUUCGACUGCCGCAACAACCUGCACUACCUCAACGAUGGCGCCGACAUCGUCUUCCACACCGCCGCUGCUGUCGUCAUCCAGAAUCUGUCUGCCGGAACUCAGAGUUUCUACCUGGAACACACAGAUGACAUUCUCUGUCUGACGGUCAACCAGCACCCAAAGUACCAGAACAUCAUCGCCACUGGACAGAUCGGUGACAUCUCUGACCUGCCAGGUCUUGCUCCAUCCAUCCAUGUGUGGGAUGCAAUGACCAAGCAGACUCUUUCCAUCCUGCGGUGUUCCCAUGCUAAAGGCGUAGGUUAUGUCAACUUUAGUGCAACAGGGAAGUUACUGCUGUCGGUGGGGGUGGAACCUGAACAUACCAUCACGGUGUGGAGAUGGCAAGAAGGCACCAAGGUGACCAGUAAAGGCGGUCACGCUGAGCGGAUCUUUGUGGUCGAGUUUAGACCCGACUCAGACACUCAGUUUGUGUCAGUGGGAAUCAAACACAUCAAGUUCUGGACACUGGUUGGUGGUUCCCUCAUGUAUAAGAAAGGUGUGAUUGGCUCAGUGGAGGAUGGCCGCAUGCAGACCAUGCUGUCUGUCGCCUUUGGUGCUAAUAAUCUGACAUUCACUGGUGCAAUAAACGGAGAUGUGUAUGUCUGGAGGGAGCACUUCCUGGUCCGAGUAGUGGCGAAGGCGCACAGCGGUCCCGUCUUCACCAUGUACACCACGCUGAGAGACGGACUCAUCGUCACUGGAGGGAAGGAAAGGCCGACCAAAGAGGGGGGAGCUGUGAAGCUUUGGGACCAGGAGAUGAAGCGCUGCAGAGCCUUUCAGCUGGAGACCGGUCAGGCAGUUGAGAACGUUCGAUCCGUCUGCAGAGGGAAGGGUAAGAUUCUGGUUGGAACCAAAGACGGGGAGAUCAUAGAGGUUGGAGAGAAGAAUGCUGCUUCCAACACCAUGAUCAAUGGUCACACUAAGGGAGGAAUCUGGGGUUUAGCAUCGCAUCCUUUCAAAGAUGUCUUCAUCUCUGCUAGUGAUGAUGGGACCAUACGCAUAUGGGACCUGGCUGACAAGAAACUCCUGAACAAGGUGAGUUUGGGUCACCCUGCCAAGUGCACAUGCUACAGCCCCAAUGGGGAGAUGGUUUCCAUCGGCAUGGAGAAUGGCGAGUUCAUCGUGCUGCUGGUCAACUCCCUCACUGUCUGGGGCAAAAAGAGAGACCGCAGUGUCUCCAUCCAGGACAUCCGGUUCAGUCCAGAUAACCGGUUCCUGGCAGUGGGUUCAGUAGAAAGUGCUGUAGAUUUCUAUGAUCUGACUCUCGGCCCGUCACUCAACCGAAUCGGUUACUGUAAGGACAUCCCCGGCUUCGUUAUUCACAUCGACUUCUCUGCUGACAGCAAACACAUCCAGGUGUCCACCAGCACCUACACUCGUCAGGUCCAUGAAGUCCCCUCAGGAAAGAUCGUCACAGAGCUGCACGUCAUUGAACGCAUCACCUGGGCGACCUGGACCAGCCUGUUGGUGUGGCGGUGCCAGUGAGUCCUCCUCUUCCUCUGAUGAAGGCCCCCAAACCUCCAGGCCUGUGAUUGGCUGAAAGGGACGACCCUGUGUGUGUUUCAGGUUUUUUGUUCUCUGUAGAUCCGUGGAGAAACGUCUGAUCUCCAUCUGUAGCUGUCAUGUGACGUGUUUUGGUGUCAGUUUGUGCCUUUUUUAAAAUCUCUGACCAAACAUUUGAUACAGAUUUAUUUUACUGGUGGUGCUAUAAUCUUUUAGGGCUUUUACAUGUGGAUGCUGUUGUGUUUGUGUCAUGUGAUGAUGAUGCAGAUCACUAAAAAUGAAGAAGAUGGAUUGGUGUUUGAUCCCAGCUGUUAAAACCUGAGAUCAUCUGUAGAAACUAGUAAAGAUUUCUACCUCUGAAAACAGCUGUGUAGAGAACAGAUGUAGGUGACGCUUUGAGCCACACGGUGGUGCUGUUUCCUCCCUCUGAUCUAAAUGCUGCCUGAACAUUUAAAGGGAAUAAACUCUUCAUGUUGCUGUGGACAGAAGAAGUUCUGUCUGAAUCUGAAAAUACAAAGAACCAAAAUUCUGAUCCAACACGGCCUCAUGUAGCGCUGCUGAAGUCCAGCUCCGAUCGGGUCAAAUCCGGUUCCGAUUUCAACCUGGAAGAGUCUCUGUGGUUCAACUCGAGCUGAAGAACCAUCUGGACCUCUGUGGCUCCUGCGUGAUUGCUUCCCGAUUCAGAAGGACCGAAUCUGAACCGGGUCUGAACCGAGACAGAACCUUUUAAUCAAAAAGAAAUAAAACAGUCACAUGAGAGCACA
Molecule: messenger RNA, 7408 nt
Organism: Poecilia latipinna (sailfin molly)
Lineage: Eukaryota; Metazoa; Chordata; Actinopteri; Cyprinodontiformes; Poeciliidae
Gene: eml6
Product: EMAP like 6
Exons: 39
Coding region: 939-6626 (1895 amino acids)
Molecular function (GO): microtubule binding
Source: RefSeq, a predicted model, not a curated record